Molecule: messenger RNA, 2274 nt
Organism: Neospora caninum
Lineage: Eukaryota; Apicomplexa; Conoidasida; Eucoccidiorida; Sarcocystidae
Exons: 12
Coding region: 1-2274 (757 amino acids)
Source: RefSeq, a predicted model, not a curated record
AUGCUUUCGCGUCAUGUCUCCAGCUCUCCGUCACCCUCUUCCGUACCACCUCCUUCGGGUCACCCUCCGUUUCCGUCUCCUUCGUCCAAAUCUCUUCCGCUUUCAGUCGCCUUUCUUUCCCCAGCUGGACAGUUGAGAGCCUUUCCCCGCGGCCUUUGUCAGCCUUGUGGAAGCCGUCGUCAAGCGUCUGGACAUUCUUCAGAACCAGGCGCAUUUGCUGGCGUUCUACAUCGAGUUCGAACAGCGCCUGACCCGCCUGUGGGCGCAGAGAGAAGCGCAGGAGACAGCGAGGUCGUCUGUCGAGGCCAAGAGGCAUCUCUCUUUUCUUCCCCUUCUCAGCGAAGUUUCUCUCUCGUCGGACAGAAGCCGCGGGCCUCUCUGUCCCUCCUGGUGUCUCCUGUGCAGUCCGGUGCGGAAGCACAUCCCCUAACAUCUCCUGUGUCCACGCGUUCGUCUUUUUGUUCUUCUCUGUUUUCUUCCUGUUCGCCGCCUGAACUACCCGCCUCUUCAUCUGAAAUACCCUCUGCUUCAUCUUCUCCGUCUUCAUCUUCUUCGCCCUCGUCGGGCGCUGCCUUUUCUUCCCCGCGACGUUCUUUAGAAGACGGGAGGCGCGGGCACCAGUUUGCGCAGACUGGCCAAGAAGAGAUCGUUUCUCUGCCGCCUGGAGAGCUGCCGACAGUGUCGUGGAAAGACGUGAAAAACACCGUGGAGGGCCCCCCCAAGCCGCCGCUGUUUGUGACGCCAGACGGCGGAUUCGAUCCAGAUCGGCCCAAGCCGGAGGAACCGUUCGGGAACCUCGCCGCCCUCGACGCCGCGACUUCGCUUCUUCUUCAGCUGCCGCAUUCCCUCCCGGACGACAGGCUGCGGCGACUGCAGCGGAGGAAUCUUCAGCCGAGCGGAUCUCGCCCGGACGAGGACGAGGGAGAAGGCGCGAAAGCCGAAGCGGGAGAGAGCUCGAGGGCGCCGGCGACUCAGAGCUCGGGCAUGCAGGGACGCGAGCGCUGGGGCGAAGAACGAACCUUACCAGAAGACCUGACCGCUCUCGACAUCCAGGAAGCUGAAGGGGGGGCGUGGGUGCGCGGCAAGUGGAUGAGCGACGAAGAGAUCGACCUGGCCAUCGAAGCAGGAGAGCAACGAAUCAUGCCGCUCGUUGCGGAGGUCCAAGCUGAAAUAGAAGAGAGAGAGCGGAAACAGGAAGCACGCGAGAACGCAGAAGAGCACCCACACUUCACGGAUGAAGAAAUUGACCGAAUGGACAUCUUCGAGUUAAAAGACGAACUGCGCUUGCGAGGGUAUCGAACCUCGGGGCCGCUCGAGACCGUGCGCCUUCGGCUGAAGCAGGCCGUGCGUGACGGGCCGCGCGUCUUCGAGGAAGGCACCCAAGACGAGUAUCCUGACAACCCCCUCACCCAGUCGUUCAUCGAGGACUCGCAGCGAGCUGCGCAAACCUAUCAAGACGCACUCGACGAGAUCUCGAAGCCGGUUGAAAACCCCGCAGACCCCGCCCAAGUGAUUCGCCGUUGGAUCGCACGUACCGAGCUCUGUAACGCGGCUGAAGACCCUGUUUCGUACUUUCACCUGGACGCAGCCAUGAGUGACCAACGAGUGUCGGCCGCCGACGUGGCACAAAUCGAGGAGCGCAUGGACGAGGAGGAACGCGAACUGACAGACGAGGAAAAGAGAGAACUCUUCGAACAGCAAAGACAUGACCUCAUGGCGGAGACAGUGCCCAAGACUUUCCAGGCGCGCGACGACGACUGCAUCGUUGCCGACGCGCCCUUGCAGCAUGUGGAGAGCGAGUGGGACCACCUCACCAUGGAAGAACGGAAACGCAUGUACCUCGAAGGCAAUCCAAACGGGGUCGUCACCGAAACCGUCCAGAGCCUGGCCGAAGCGUUCGCAGUGCCUGAGGAUUUCAUUGGCGACUUCCUCUGUCGCCAGGGCGUGCAGCCGCCGGUGCCGGUCGACGUGCCUCUCAAGGACCUGACGGAUCCGGCAGCAGUGUGGAAUCUGAUCGAAUAUUUGCAGGUUCAAGACCCUGCUCAAAUCCACAACAUGUAUCCUCUGGACACGGUCGAACAUAUCGCCGGGGAAUUUGGCUGCCCCGUCCAGUACAUUUUCGAUGCAUGCGAGGCCCUCAAGAUCAAGCUUCCGUUUGGAGCGCAGUCUCGCUUGAAUGUGGAGUGCUACGACGCUGUCACGGCAUUAGUGGAGAAAAUGCUUUUCCCCGGGAAGAAAGAGCCGGGAAAUGUCGUACAAGAGGUUGUGGGUUGA